UCCCUCUUCUCUUACUUUUCCGUGAGGGCUCCCCAGGCUCAGGAGAGAUCAGGGUGGAAGGGUGACGGCCAAACCAGGGAAGGCUCCAGGUGGCUGAAGCCUGGUCUGUGCCCAGCAGGGCCCUGGCGGGCUGUUCCACACUCCACCGGGCAGGUGAUAACUGGUCAGAGCUGUCUCCCCACAGGUGCUGGAGGUGAGGUGGGAGGGCCGGUGCUCCCUGAUGUGGACAGGGGGAGGGGUAUUGAUAAGAGGCGUAGAGAGAUCCCUAGAGAUGCAGUCUGUGGCCCUGGGUUCCAACCCAGUGUGCCACCACCUGGCUGUGUGACCUUCAGCAAGUGCCAUUAUUUCUCUGAGCCUGUUUAUUUAUAAAAUGAGGAAGAGUUGGCACAAGUUUGAAAAGAUUUCUCAGGCUCCACCCGGUUCUGAAAUUCGGUAAUUUCCCAACUAGGGUGCACUCCCCCUGUAAGGGGCUGGGGAGGGGACGGUGCGAAACCAAGUUCAGCUUGUGGAGCGGAGCCAGAGCUGUUGGCCGAGCUUGGGCCUGGCCAACGCCUGCCCUCGGGAAGGUCCUGUGUAGGGAGACUGCCUGGAAGGACUAAGCGAGGGCUCUAACUGACGUCUCAGGGGCAGCCUCUCAGCCUGAGACCCUGCUGGGGAAGCCGCGUCCUGUGCACUAGCUGCGCCUAGGGCUGAGGUGAGGGCGCAGGCUCCCCAGGGUGUGUCCGAAUUGCCCGCCCCAGCCCGCGGCCUGUCCUGACCGUCCAGCAGCGGCAGCAGCGACACCCUAGGGCUCCAGGAAGGGCUUGGGAAGGUGCAAAGGCGGGGCUAGGCUCGGAGGGAGCCGGAGGGACCGGGCGCGGUUGGCUCCCGGGAGCAACUGGAGGGUGAGGAGAUCCUCAUCCGGGGAAGCCCCGCGGCCGCGUCUCUACAGCGCCCCUUCUCGGGCUCUGGCCCUCCCGCUGGUUAUUCUGGACCUGGGGGCCCCCAGCUGGGACCCGAGUCCGGUGCGGGGAGCCUAGUGGGCCUGGGAGCUGCUAUUUUUAGCGGGCGCAGCGGGCGCGAGGAGCCUAUUUAUAGAUCAAACAAUCCGCGCUCCCUGCGUCAAUGGAACCCCGCGUGCGUCACGCGCGCAGACAUUCCAGGCCCCCCCUCCUCGCCCCGCCCCCUCGGGCUCCCCGGGCCGCACCUCCCCCUGGCCGCCUCCCGCCGGAACCGCACCGCCCCCCGCGCCCUUGUAUGGCCAAAGCUCGACGGGCAGCCUGCGUCAGUGGCGCCCCCGCCCCUCCCCGUGCGUCACGGAGCGCUUAAGAGGAGGGUCGGGCUCGCCCGGGGAGUCCCAGUGGCGGAGGCUACGAAACUUGGGGGAGUGCACAGAAGAACUUCGGGAGCGCACGCGGGACCAGGGACCAGGCUGAGACUCGGGGCGCCAGUCCGGGCAGGGGCAGUGGGAGCCGGCCGGAGAUGCCCUGUAUCCAAGCCCAAUAUGGGACACCAGCACCGAGUCCAGGACCCCAUGACCACCUGGCAAGCGACCCCCUGACCCCUGAGUUCAUCAAGCCCACCAUGGACCUGGCCAGCCCCGAGGCAGCCCCCACUGCCCCCACUGCCCUGCCCAGCUUCAGCACCUUCAUGGACGGCUACACAGGAGAGUUUGACACCUUCCUCUACCAGCUGCCGGGAACAGUCCAGCCAUGCUCCUCAGCCUCCUCCUCGGCCUCCUCCACAUCCUCGUCCUCAGCCACCUCCCCUGCCUCUGCCUCCUUCAAGUUCGAGGACUUCCAGGUGUACGGCUGCUACCCCGGCCCCCUGAGUGGCCCAGUGGAUGAGGCCCUGUCCUCCAGUGGCUCUGACUACUAUGGCAGCCCCUGCUCGGCCCCGUCGCCCUCCACGCCCAGCUUCCAGCCACCCCAGCUCUCUCCCUGGGAUGGCUCAUUCGGCCACUUCUCGCCCAGCCAGACUUACGAAGGCCUGCGGGCAUGGACAGAGCAGCUGCCCAAAGCCUCUGGGCCCCCACAGCCUCCAGCCUUCUUUUCCUUCAGUCCUCCCACCGGCCCCAGCCCCAGCCUGGCCCAGAGCCCCCUGAAGUUGUUCCCCUCACAGGCCACCCACCAGCUGGGGGAGGGAGAGAGCUAUUCCAUGCCUACGGCCUUCCCAGGUUUGGCACCCACUUCUCCACACCUUGAGGGCUCGGGGAUACUGGAUGCACCCGUGACCUCAACCAAGGCCCGGAGCGGGGCCCCAGGUGGAAGUGAAGGCCGCUGUGCUGUGUGUGGGGACAACGCUUCAUGCCAGCAUUAUGGCGUCCGCACAUGUGAGGGCUGCAAGGGCUUCUUCAAGCGCACAGUGCAGAAAAACGCCAAGUACAUCUGCCUGGCUAACAAGGACUGCCCUGUGGACAAGAGGCGGCGAAACCGCUGCCAGUUCUGCCGCUUCCAGAAGUGCCUGGCGGUGGGCAUGGUGAAGGAAGUUGUCCGAACAGACAGCCUGAAGGGGCGGCGGGGCCGGCUACCUUCAAAACCCAAGCAGCCCCCAGAUGCCUCCCCUGCCAAUCUCCUCACUUCCCUGGUCCGUGCACACCUGGACUCAGGGCCCAGCACUGCCAAACUGGACUACUCCAAGUUCCAGGAGCUGGUGCUGCCCCGCUUUGGGAAGGAGGAUGCUGAGGAUGUACAGCAGUUCUACGACCUGCUCUCCGGUUCUCUGGAGGUCAUCCGCAAGUGGGCGGAGAAGAUCCCUGGCUUUGCUGAGCUGUCACCGGCUGACCAGGACCUGUUGCUGGAGUCGGCCUUCCUGGAGCUCUUCAUCCUCCGCCUGGCGUACAGGUCUAAGCCAGGCGAGGGCAAGCUCAUCUUCUGCUCAGGCCUGGUGCUACACCGGCUGCAGUGUGCCCGUGGCUUCGGGGACUGGAUUGACAGUAUCCUGGCCUUCUCAAGGUCCCUGCACAGCUUGCUUGUCGAUGUCCCUGCCUUCGCCUGCCUCUCUGCCCUUGUCCUCAUCACCGACCGGCAUGGGCUGCAGGAGCCGCGGCGGGUGGAGGAGCUGCAGAACCGCAUCGCCAGCUGCCUGAAGGAGCACGUGGCAGCUGUGGCGGGCGAGCCCCAGCCAGCCAGCUGCCUGUCACGUCUGUUGGGCAAACUGCCCGAGCUGCGGACCCUGUGCACCCAGGGCCUGCAGCGCAUCUUCUACCUCAAGCUGGAGGACUUGGUGCCCCCUCCACCCAUCAUUGACAAGAUCUUCAUGGACACGCUGCCCUUCUGACCCCCGCCUGGGAACACGUGUGCACAUGCGCACUCUCAUAUGCCACCCCACGUGCCUUUAGUCCACGGACCCCCAGAGCAUCCCCAAGCCUGGGCUUGAGCUGCAGAAUGACUCCACCUUCUCACCUGCUCCAGGAGGUUUGCAGGGAGCUCAAGCCCUUGGGGAGGGGGAUGCCUUCAUGGGGGUGACCCCACGAUUUGUCUUAUCCCCCCAGCCUGGCCCCGGCCUUUAUGUUUUUUGUAAGAUAAACCAUUUUUAACACAUAGCGCCGUGCUGUAAAUAAGCCCAGUGCUGCUGUAAAUACAGGAAGAAAGAGCUUGAGGUGGGAGCAGCGCUGGGAGGAAGGGAUGGGCCCCGCCUUCCUGGGCAGCCUUUCCAGCCUCCUGCUGGCUCUCUCUUCCUACCCUCCUUCCACAUGUACAUAAACUGUCACUCUAGGAAGAAGACAAAUGACAGAUUCUGACAUUUAUAUUUGUGUAUUUUCCUGGAUUUAUAGUAUGUGACUUUUCUGAUUAAUAUAUUUAAUAUAUUGAAUAAAAAAUAGACAUGUAGCUGGAA
Pan troglodytes (chimpanzee) is the source of this 3816-nucleotide messenger RNA. RefSeq names its product nuclear receptor subfamily 4 group A member 1 (gene NR4A1). The record is from RefSeq and is a predicted model, not a curated record. The transcript is spliced from 7 exons. NCBI's taxonomy places the organism in Eukaryota, Metazoa, Chordata, Mammalia, Primates, Hominidae. Gene Ontology annotation, cellular component: nucleus; transcription regulator complex. Gene Ontology annotation, biological process: cellular response to corticotropin-releasing hormone stimulus; regulation of transcription by RNA polymerase II. Gene Ontology annotation, molecular function: RNA polymerase II cis-regulatory region sequence-specific DNA binding; zinc ion binding; nuclear glucocorticoid receptor binding. The coding region runs from base 1462 to 3258 and encodes 598 amino acids.